This is a messenger RNA of Phytophthora infestans T30-4, 1059 nucleotides long. RefSeq lists its product as uncharacterized. NCBI's taxonomy places the organism in Eukaryota, Oomycota, Peronosporomycetes, Peronosporales, Peronosporaceae. The transcript has 4 exons. The record is from RefSeq and is a predicted model, not a curated record. Gene Ontology annotation, molecular function: S-adenosylmethionine-dependent methyltransferase activity. Bases 1 to 1059 code for a protein of 352 amino acids.
AUGCACGCUGAGGCGUGGCUAGCGCUGCACCUGCCGCAGCUGACACACUAUAAUGCGCCACAUCAUCUCCACAAGCAGAUAUACGAUUGCAUCCAUGAAAAUGAGGGCGAUUGGAGCGAUCUGGACGCUGUGGCGACGACCAAAGCAGCGUCGGAGACUACCAAUCGUCGCAAACUGCGCGUAGAGGCUUCGAUGCCGCUCCCAGCUGCAGAAAAAGUGCUGCGAGUGGCUCACGACAAGAUGAUACAACUGGCUGAGGAUGCGAUUUUGGAGGAUAAAGAAGCGAUAGAGUCUGAAGAGGAGAGCGAAAAAGAGCAAGAAGUGGAGCGCAUCGUAAGGCAACUGCAUUUACUGGCAUUCUCCAUUCGCUUUGGAGCCAAAUCGGACGAAAUGGCGUACUACGUGCUGAAUACUCUGGGCUCAAGUCUUCGUGAAAAUGACGACGAGAGAAAUCUCCAAGUGAUGCCGAUCUUCUGUAUGGAGCAACAGAAACUUUUCUCUGUUGCAUGGACGACAAGAGAUGUUCCUUCCGGAGUGGAACUGGUGCGUCCAUUGGCGGAAAUGGCACUAGAUGGCUACACAGAUAUCGUCGCUGUGGACUACGCCGCGAAUGUGAUUGAGAAGAUGCAAACUCGCAGUAAGGAGAACAACUGGGGUGUCCGCUUUCUAGAAGCAGACCUUACUCAGAUGAAAGGCUGGGAGUCCAACUCGGUGGACUGUGUGGUCGACAAAGGCUGUCUGGAUGCGAUGCUACUGCAGCCUGAGACGGACGCUGUUGACACGAACUGGAAGCUGGUGGCUCCAGAGUCUCCAGAUGACCUCAGUGAUGUCAAGAACAGUAUGCAACAACUGGCACGGGUCUUAAGACCCGACGGUUUGCUCUUCUUCCUGACGUUCGGUAGUCCUAGUAACCGCGUCAAUAUGUUUGACUGGACUUCCGAUACUGAAGAAUGUAUGGAAUGGGACAUCCUGCAAUGUCUGGAGAUGAGUCCCACGAGGUCUCAGCACACAUUCGUCACUCGUUUCUAUCUGUUCGUAGUACGGAAGAAACUCAUUUAA